Molecule: messenger RNA, 925 nt
Organism: Cherax quadricarinatus
Lineage: Eukaryota; Metazoa; Arthropoda; Malacostraca; Decapoda; Parastacidae
Source: RefSeq, a predicted model, not a curated record
CUGUGGGGUUGUCGUCAUCAAUGAGGGUGAGGCGUGGAUAUGGCGGAGGCGGCUAUGGCGGCGGCGGCUACGGUAGCGGCGGAGGGUCGUACUUGGUCGUCGGCGGCGGCGGCUACAGACAUGGACCAUCAUCCUCCCAGAUCGCCAACCAGGCGGCCUACCACGCCACAGCUGCCGCCGCUGGUCUGGGUGGCGUGGCACACGCUGCAGCUGCCAACGCCGCCCAGGGUGUGGCCAGCGUGGCAGCCAGCGCUGCCAGCAGGGCCAACUACGCAGCCUCCAGCAACUACGCUGCAGCUGCGGAGUUAAGUCAAGCCCUCGGGGCAGCGCAAGCUAAUGCCUUCAGGCAAGGCAGUCAAGCUGCCACAGCAGCCGCAGCCGCCCAGGCUGCAUACGCGCAUAAAGUAUGGGCAUACAACCGCGCAAACUCCCACUACGGAGGCUAUGGGAGCUACGGGGGCUAUGGGGGCUAUGGAGAUAUAGCAUACGCCCGCCAGAACUUCUUCAGCGCAUCGGCGAACGCCGCAGCGCAGGCUGCGGAUGCACACUACGCGCAGAAAGCUGCCAACAACCUACUCCUGCAAAGCUCCCUUGCUAACCACCAGCUUCAGUCCAGCAGAGGUGCAGCUGCCCAAGCUACCGCAGCUGCUACAAAAGCCCUAGCAAAAGCUCACGGUGCAAAUCUUGGCGCAGGAGGCUAUGAUGGUGGCUAUAGUGGAGGCUAUGGUGGAGGCUAUGGUGGCGGCUAUGGUGGCGGCUAUGGUGGAGGCUAUGGUGGCGGCUUCUAUGGUUAAACAAUAAUAAAAAUCUGGUUCAGCUCUGGUGUAUAGUAUGCAAAUUAUGGCACAAAAUACAAUAAUUCUUAUUUAUAGAAAUAUUUAUUGUAUAACAUGCGCUAAACCCGAAUGGGCAUCGUUAUAUCUUG